Molecule: messenger RNA, 7322 nt
Organism: Chelonia mydas (Green sea turtle)
Lineage: Eukaryota; Metazoa; Chordata; Testudines; Cheloniidae
Gene: TENT5C
Product: terminal nucleotidyltransferase 5C
Exons: 2
Coding region: 144-1316 (390 amino acids)
Biological process (GO): mRNA stabilization
Molecular function (GO): RNA binding; poly(A) RNA polymerase activity
Source: RefSeq, a predicted model, not a curated record
GGCGCGGCCGGAGGGGGCGUGACCGGAGCGGGUAUAAAUAGGGCCGCUGGGGGGCGGCUGGACGGAGUGACAGGCUUGAGGGGCGGUUGAGGAGGCGCGUGUCGCCGAGUGAGCAGCUUCUUUGGAGAAGAUCAAACUCUAAAAUGGCAGGCAAAGGAAGUAAUACUGAUUGCAUGUCAUGCAGUGUACUGAGCUGGGAGCAGGUCAGCCGUCUGCAUGAGGUUCUGACAGAGGUGGUUCCAAUCCAUGGACGGGGCAACUUCCCAACACUGAAGAUAACCCUGAAGGACAUUGUUCAGACUGUUCGCAACAGGCUGGAUGAGGCAGGCAUCCAAGUACAUGAUGUCCGGCUGAAUGGUUCUGCAGCUGGUCACGUCUUGGUCAAGGAUAAUGGACUGGGUUGCAAAGAUCUGGACCUAAUUUUUCAAGUGUCCCUUCCAACUGAAGCUGAGUUUCAGCUAGUCAGAGAUGUGGUGUUGCGGUCCCUCUUAAACUUCUUGCCAGAGGGGGUGAGCAAACUAAAAAUCAGCCCAAUGACACUGAAGGAAGCCUACAUCCAGAAGCUAGUGAAAGUAUGCACAGAGACGGACCGAUGGAGCUUAAUAUCUCUCUCCAACAAACAUGGCAGGAAUGUAGAGCUGAAGUUUGUAGAUCGCAUACGACGACAGUUUGAGUUCAGUGUGGACUCUUUCCAAAUCAUACUAGAUGCCUUGCUUUUUUACUAUGACUGCUCAGAAAAUCCUAUGUCGGAGCACUUCCAUCCAACUGUAAUUGGGGAGAGUAUGUAUGGAGACUUUGAGGCAGCCUUUGAUCACCUCCGAAACAGACUGAUAGCUACCAAGAAUCCUGAGGAGAUCAGAGGUGGUGGGCUCCUGAAGUACAGCAACCUCUUAGUGCGGGAUUUCCAGCCCAUGGACAAGGAGGAGAUUAAAACUCUAGAGCGCUACAUGUGCUCCCGGUUCUUCAUAGACUUCCCUGACAUCCUGGAUCAGCAGCGCAAACUGGAGACUUACCUCCAGAACCACUUCUCCAAAGAGGAGAGAAGCAAAUAUGACUAUCUCAUGAUCCUGCGCAGGGUGGUAAAUGCGAGCACAGUGUGCCUCAUGGGACAUGAGCGGAGACAGACUCUCAACCUGAUCUCGCUGCUAGCACUUAGAGUGUUGGCAGAACAAAACAUCAUACCUAAUGCCACUAAUGUUACCUGUUAUUAUCAGCCAGCACCUUAUGUCAGCGAUGGGAACUUCAGCAACUACUAUAUUGCAAACUCUCCCAUCCCCUAUAGCCAGUCUUAUCCCACCUGGCUGCCUUGUAACUAAUCUCUAACUUGAGCAUUUCUUAAAUAGGAUCUUGUGGUGGGAACCAUUAAUCACCAGAGGCUUUCUAAAGGGAAUCUGUGGCUUACCUCUGGCUCUGCUGUUUUCCUGGUGUGCAGUGUGAUCACACCACUAGGUUCCUAGCUAAAAAAAAAAAAAGCACCUUUCAGGACCCUCUGUACAAAAGCCACAAGAAGCCUUAUUGCCCUUUUGUUAGGGGAAGGGAUCCUAUGGCCUCAUGUUUGGAAUUAGUUAGUUAUAAAUUUUUGAGGACAUGGCUGUUGCACAUUUGAUUUAGGUACUGUAAUAGAGCUGCAUACUGAGAGGAAACUGUGCAAGAAUAACUUGUACAGAACCAAAGACAUUCUGUCCUAGAGCAGCAACAAGAUCAUUCUGUGUGUUCCUUAUUGCCUCCCCUGCUCACUUUACACUCCCUCAAUCUCAAGUCCUGGUCAGCUUUUUCCAUUGGAAGCUCUUGCAUAAGCUGUUCCCCCAACAGCUCAUGCUGUGCAUGAGCAUCUUGUACUUUCUGGCUUUACAGAAUGGCUCACUGUAGGGACACUAUCCUUUUUCAUGGAGGGGCUCCAGAGUUUACUGGUUCCUGCAGUAGCUGUGUAUUGCUUUUCUAGAGAGUUGAAAAUUGAUUUCUUGAGGAGUUUGACAGUGGGGCAGGUUUGAAAUACUCUUUGGGUGUCAAGUUUCAGAAGAGAAUUUCUCAGAUGACCAAUUCCCCAGAAUGUUAACUCAUGUACUAAAGACUGAAGUCCUUAACACAAUUAAAGCUUCAAAAACAAUUACAAGUAUUGAAAUAAUGUUUGGGUAAAAAAAAAAAUGUCUGAAGCCUGCCCUUCUAAAGGAACUGGAACCCCUUUUUUGACUGGGCAACCCUUCCCAGGAAUGUCUUUCACAGCGUUCCAAUAGGAAUAGCACACCUCCUAUGUUAAAGCUCAGCUUAACAUGCCCUUUCUUCGCCACCACGUACAGUACUAAGAAGGCAUGUUUGUUUCUCCUAAAUUGUAGGAUGAGGUGUGCCUAUCUGGCACACUCCAAACACCCAACCUUUUCUCAAAUAUAUUUAGAUAUUUACCAAGUGCCUCCUACAAAUGCAUAUAUUCCUGUACACCUUUGGGCAGGACCAAACACUUUCCCUUAUGGAAAGUAAUCUAAUAACUUCCUGUCUCAAACUGAAAAUGCUCCUUUCAGAGUUCAACAAUAGCCCUUUCACAAGUUCAUAGCAUCAGAUAAGCUGUUUGGAGACCUAUUGAAAUUCUCCUCUGUUUCUUCACUACAAUUUCAUAUAAUUGUUAAAUAGUGUGGCACAAACACAGAACUCCCCACAAAGACUGAAUAAGGCAGAAAUCAGGCCAUACUGUGUUAUGAGUAAUCUCUGAAGUGGAGACCCCUUUUCUGUGAAGGAGAGGAUUGCUCUUCAAAGGAGUAUGUGUCUUGAAUCUAGUUAAAUGGUGGAUGCUUAGCUUGUUUGUCUUGACCCUUCCUAACUAAUAGAGAAGGGUCAUAUCUACAUUGCUGUUAAACACCCAUUGAGGGGCUGAAGCUGUAAAAUUGCAGUGUAGAUGUUUGGGCUCAGGCUGGAGCCUGGGCUCUGGGACCAUCCUCCCACCUUACGGGGUCCCUGGGCUCAGGCUGGAGCCUGAGCCCAAACAUCUACACUGCAAUUUUACAGCCCUACAGCCUGAGCUAGCUGACAGUGGGUGUCUAAUUGUAGUGUAGACCUAACCAAAGGCUAAAAAUCCCAAAUCUUCCAGAGUUCUCCAUAGGAGGGUCAGGAAGCUUAUUGGCACAUUAACCCAUAUGAUUAUUUAGAUGCCUAGUAGUGAAACAUGGAUUAAGUACAGUCCAGCAGAGGACCUGGCAGUCUUUGGUUUUCUUUCCCAGAAGUGGAAAGAGGGUAAAAUGAUAACCUACACAUGGUAACCUUCAAAUAGACUUAGCCAAUAUUUAAGCAUGGCUUUGCAUAACUUUUUUCUUACCAUCUUCAGUAAGUUGAAGUUACAUCUGUCUUCUCCUCUUUGAGCCUGGGGUGAUACUUCAAUAUCUGGAAUUGCAAUAACUUAACUGUCAAGUAUUAAGCACAGGAUUCAAACUUCUCUACAGAAUGAAGUAGAAAGUAAGAUGAGGACCCAAAUCUUCAGAACUAAAGGUGAAGGGCAAAAGCAGUGGUUGGGCAACGCUCCUCUGGCACACCAUAGAAGGCUGUUUCUUGCUAGAAUAAAAUUCCUCUAAUGCCCCUUUGUCAAAAGGAUAAAAUUCCCUCCUCCAAUAAAAAGCUAUUGGUAUGUCUGACUCUUGGAUGGCAGACUCAUAAGGACCACUUCAGCAGGACAGAUGUAAAAUAUGAAACACUUAGUUUUAGUUAUUCAGUUAGCAUAACCUUGGCUAGGUAGGAGUCUAAAGUAGAGAAGAAAAAACUUCAGCCUAACCUGAAGCAUUCGUUUAAAAAUAUCAAACAGUCUUAUAAACAGCUGACUUUCAAAAAUGAGUAUCUAGCAACUUCAUUGACUUAACUGGGGGGCUUCUAGGUGCUCAGCACUACUUCAUGCUGCCAAGUAUAAAUCAAGACACCUACUCCUAAAAAAUCUUGACUUGUGCAUCUAAGUGUGGCGUUUCCUUGCCAUGUUCAGAAAGAAAGAUUGAACCAGUUUGAAAACUUAGUCUUUUUCUAAAGUUCAUGUGGUUACCAAAUCUACUGACUAUCUACCUUAUUGUCUAAAGCCAAAAUCUUCAGACCCAGGCACGUAAGCUUACCAAAAGUGGUGCACAGGAGUAAAUCAAACACAGGUAGUUUUGGGUUCUCCAAUGCCACUAACAAGGACUCCUAGUAAGGGAGGAGGAGAACUCUCUAAGAGGAUCACAAGAGUAAAACUAUACCUCAAAUAUUGUCCCUUUUUAAUGGUUUUUAGUCUCUGUUAUCAAUACCUGAACUAUCCUUUAUACUAACUUUAAUACCAACCCCCUUCCUGAAAGGGGCAUGUUUCUUUCCAUCUCAAAUAGAUGUGUAUAUGAGUCAAAGCUGUUUUCUCUUCUAGGAUCUAAUGGCUAGAUCUUUAAGAAAACAAAACAAAAAAACCCACAUCUUUGCUCCUGUUUUGAUGCCUGAAGGAAGUAGGCAGAUUCUUAUGUGUACAACUCCCCUCUUGUGAGAGCUGCUGAUUGCUGAGAUCUCUCAAAAAAAUCUAGCCCUAAAGUCUUACUAACUGUAAUAAAUCCUACUACUGCAGAUCUGCCUAGGUGGUAUUGCUGCAUCUACCCUAAACUCAAAGGUUGGGGGUGGUGGGGGGGAAUCAAGGCCAGAAAUCUGGCUGCCAGGAAGUUACCCAGCAAGGGUAACCAUCUUUCUAGGAGAGGAAGAAAGUCAGAGGAAAAGGCUAUGGAUCCCUCUGGAGCCAGGGUAGCUAAGCUCUAGUUUCAGGAAACAUUGUUUUGUUUCCCCUUGUUCAAAGUGCUGGUGUAGUAACCAGAUUCCUGAGUUGCGGAGCCACAUGCUAGAUGGCGACCCUGGCUCAGUAUCUUCCUAAUGGCCAGCUUCCUGGCUUUAAUUUUUUUAUGUUGAAAUACUCUUCCCCACCCCCAGUCUGCAUUCCUAAAGUUAAGGUCUUAAAGCCAUAUCUAGCUCUACCAGGCUCACAACUGGCACUGGCAAAGAGUAUUGCUAGAAUGUACUUUAUUUCCUCUGUACUGCCUCCACCGCAAUCCUGGCCUAAUGAUGAGGUAGAGCUGGAGUAAUAAAUAGCCUCGCAUAAGGUGCUACUACUAGUCCAGCUUUUCUCUAUUUCAGAAUAUUCUUGGCAACCUAUUCACUGGCUUAUCUAAUUUUGUAAGUCCAUCUUUUUUAGCACUGGGUAACAUGAGAAUGAGCACUAGGAAGAGUUUAAGUAGAAGCCUUAACCUAAAUUUAGGCUGCUCACUUAAUUCAGUCUCCCUUAGUGGUAUUAAUGAUGCCUUUGCAACUAGGCUUUGUGCUGCCAUUGCAUGCUUCUGGUUCAAGUACAGGUUGAAUGUGGGGUAAGAGGCUGAACUGCAAUAGUUAAUACCACCUGCCUGGGUAUUGGAAGCAAAACUUAUACUAGCACUAUCACAUCUCACUCUUGCAGGAGCAGCUUCACAAGUCUUCAAAAACACCAGCAAUGUAACUUAGUCUAAACAACACUUGAGCCACAGGAGAAUCGUUUACCAGUUUUGCUGGGCUAGCCUGACUUGAGACUAAGUGUGUCUACAUGCAAUCGGGAGUGACUGCAGGAUGUGUGGACAUACACAGGUUGCAGUCACCCUGAUUGCAAUGUAGCCAUAACUAUAGGCAGUACUAUGUGCCCUCUUGAAAUCUAAUCUCUACUCCUAAGGCUUGGUCUGUACUAUCAACUAAUGUCUGUAUUACUACGUUGCUCAGGGGUGUGGAAAAUCCACACCCCUGAGUGACAUAGUUAUACUGACCUAACCCCUGGUGUCAACAGUACUGUAGUGAUGGGAGGGCUUGUCCCAUCACCGUAACUACUCCAUGUUGGGGAGGUGGAGUACCAAUGCUGAUGGGACAAGCUAUCCUGUUGGUGUAGGUAGUGCUUAAAGUCCUAAGACUUCUUAUUGUAUCUCUUCUCUCCCGUCCCCCCAAAUUUUUUUUAGAGGAGGUGGAGCUACUGCUCUAAUGAACUGUUAAUGCACAUUAGGCUAGUGCACCCAAACAUUUAGACCACAACAGGUACUCUGAAUGACCACCUCUGUGUGAUUCAUAGCUACUCUGAACUGGUGUGAGGACAGCAGCAUUUUACCUUUAUUGCAAAUUAAGGGAAGAGCAAAUGUUACCAUAUUUAUCCUCUGCUUACCCAGUUAUCAGUUAGACUGGCGGCUAAAGCAUACUUUUUAAGGAAGCAGGUGGUGACCCUACCUCUAAAUGCCCUAUUCACUUCUGAUUUUUUUAUACUUAUGUUCAAAUACUAGCUGCUUUAAUUUUAGCUGAAAUUUUCACCCCUUAGAACAAUAUAACGGAAAUAACUCCAAUUUUCAUACCAGAGUGACCUGCUGUUGGAGACAAGCACUUGGUAUUUACAUACUACCUAUAUUUCAGGGGUUUCUAUUGCUGACUAAUGAUGUGAUAACUCUUGACUUCCUGUUCAUUGAGAGGUUUGAACAGGGAACUUAGAAGAGAAAUAGUCUUAAAUUAAAAGGAAACUCAAAUAUAAGCCUUCAGCCCAUCCUUCAACUUGGAAUAUUCCCUCUCCUUUACUGAGGGACAUGCCACACUGCACUGGAUCAGGGUGUAGUAUUUUUGUGUGGCAGGAAACAAGAGUAACAGGAAACCAGUUCCUGUCACAGUUGGCUCAGAGUCCAGGUCAAGUUUGGGCAUUCAGAGGAACAUUCUCAGCCUUGCUAAUAUCUGAUGGGAAGACUGACUAGUGCUUCCAAGUGCUGAAGUCUUGCUUACCUGUUGCUCUUCACAGUAGUUAAAAUGUAUUAGUCUAUAUCUCCUUUUGAUUGGACUAAAGGGCUUUUGAAAGGAAAACUGGGCUGCAUUCAUGGACACUGGAAAAAUUAAAGGUCAGAACUUCGUUCUUUUUUUGUUCCUCAUGUGUAAAUGGAAGGUGAAACAGCCACUCAUUUGAGGCAUUUAGAAUAGUUCAGUUUUCUUUUUUCCUUAACUGACUAAAGUGAUGUGAUAUUCUUGCUUUAGGUCUGGGAGGAGCCUGUUCUGUAUUUGUCCUCAACAAGUGGCUUUUUUGUUUUAAUAGCAAACUGUUUAAAAGCCAGUUCCAGAAACCUGCCCAGGGGUACUUGGGAGAAACUGAUUUUAUUUUUAUUUUUAAUUUGAGAUGGGGUUGGGGAGUUGGCACAGCUUGGCGUAGUCUCUGGAGGAUUUUCAAACUUAUGAUGAGCCCCCAGUGCUUAGGUAGGGCCUAUCUCAGAAUGGUUGGUCACUUUUAACUUGCUCACUCCCAUGCACUGUGAUCUCAAAUUUAUUUUGUUAUGUUUAAAAUAAAAAUGUUGGAUGUUGGACCUUAA